Messenger RNA from Coffea arabica (coffee), 3189 nucleotides. Lineage: Eukaryota; Viridiplantae; Streptophyta; Magnoliopsida; Gentianales; Rubiaceae. The record is from RefSeq and is a predicted model, not a curated record.
UUGCAUAGCCAUCCCACAAACAAAAGACGGUGCCUUCCCUAACUCAAUAGGUAAAAGAUGAAGUUUGGAAAGGAGUUUGUUUCCCAGAUGGUGCAGGAAUGGCAGCAAGCCUAUAUGGACUACAAUUUUCUCAAGAAGUUGCUGAAAGAUGUCUGGAAUUUCAGACACAGAAAUGCAUCAACAUCAGCAUCAGACUUGAUGACCCCAAAAGGUACCUUAAAGAGAAGGCUCUCCCUGUAUAGAGCCUUCAGUGGCCUGACCGGUUAUCACAACAGUCUGCGAAGUUCCCUUGGAAAGAAUAACGAGGAUGAGGUAAUACUAGUCAGUGCAGCUCAACAACCAGAAGACCAUGACUCAGAAGGGAGCUACCAAACCAUGUUCUUAAUGUCUUCUGAAGAAGGGGGAGAAUAUGAGCUUGUAUUCUUCAGGAGGUUGGAUGGCGAGUUCAACAAAGUACUCAAAUUCUACAAGGCCAAGUUAAAUGAAGUGAAGUCUGAGGCAGAUGAAUUGAGUAAGCAGAUGGAUGCUCUCAUUGCUCUGAGAAUCAAGGUUGAUAAUCCAUUGAUGCAACUAAAUGGUGCCUACAAGAGUACAAAUGGUAGAGCCCCACCACCAGAUUCGGUUGUUCAUUCGAAUAAUGUUGGCAAACAAGUUGUAGCAAUGUCUCAUAUGGAUGCAAUUCAAGAAGUUGAGAUGGGCAGUGAAGGGAUUUCUGAGGAUCAAAUGAGAACAGGUGGCAGGGAAUCAAAGAGCAAUCAUCAGAGGAUGCGAGACAAAAGCAAUUUAAAUGUUGCUGAGGGAUUCGCGUUUCCUGAAUUAGAAGUCUUGGAUCAUGUAAGGGUCAAUGUUGAACCAGAAACUCCUGUCUCAACUUUGAAAAACGUCUUUGUGAGCUCAAAAUCCGAUCUGUCAUUCAGCAAGGAGGAGUUAAAGAAAGCAGAGGACAAAAUCAAACAGGCAUUUGUUCAAUAUCAAAAGCUUCGACUCCUUAAAAGUUACUGCUUCUUGAAUUUAUUGGCUUUCUCUAAGAUCAUGAAGAAGUAUGACAAGAUCACAUCAAGGAGUGCAUCAAAAACUUAUCUAGAAAUGGUUGACAAUUCUUGUCUAGGGAACUCUGAUGAGAUUACUAGACUAACAGAAAGAGUGGAGGCUACGAUCAUAAAGCACUUCGCCAAUGGAAAUCACAGGGAAGGCAUGAGACUUUUAAGGCCACAGCCUUACAGAGAGAGGCAUAGUGUAACAUUUUUCUUGGGUCUCUUCUCUGGCUGCUCGAUCGCGCUGGUAGCAGCCAUUAUAGUCUCCAUCCAUGCAAGAAACCUUCUUAAUAGUAAGGAACGAGGACGAUACAUGGAAAAUAUAUUCCCACUUUACAGCUUGUUUGGCUACAUCGUCCUACAUAUGGUCCUAUUUGCCGUGAAUAUGUAUCUCUGGAGGUGUUUUCGAGUUAACUAUCCCUUUAUAUUUGGAUUCAAAGAAUUCGUUGGUUAUAGAGAAGUCCUCCUCCUUGCUUCUGGUCUUUCAGUACUCACUUUGGCUGCUGUGCUUUCAAACCUGGAUAUGGAAAUGGACUCUGGAACCAAAAGCUACAGGACAAUCACUGAAUUGGUGCCAUUAGGCCUUGUAACUGUAGUGCUUUUUAUACUCUUUUGUCCUUUCAACACCAUAUAUCGCUCAAGCCGCUUCUUUCUUAUUCAAUGCUCAUGGCGCUGUCUCUGUGCCCCUCUUUACAAGGUUACUCUCCCGGACUUUUUCUUGGCCGAUCAGCUCACUAGCCAGAUUCAGGCAUUCAGGAGCCUGGAAUUCUAUGUCUGUUACUAUGGUUGGGGAGACUUCAAAAGGAGAUCAAACAGGUGCCAGGAGACAGUUUAUCAAAUCUUUUACAUCAUUAUAGCAGUCGUUCCUUUUUGGGCUCGCUUUCUUCAGUGUCUGCGUCGGUGGUUGGAGGAAGGCGAUCCUGUGCAAGUGCUUAAUGGGCUCAAGUAUUUCUCAACAAUUGUUGCUGUUGUGAUGAGGACUAUUUAUGAUCUCAGAAGAGGUACCUUUUGGAAGAUUAUGGCAGCUGCCAGUUCUGGAGUUACUACAAUUGGCAGCGCGUACUGGGACAUUGUAAUGGAUUGGGGUCUCUUGCGAAGAAAUUCCAAAAACCCCUGGCUCAGAGAUAAGCUCCUCAUAUCUAACAAGAAGAUUUACUUUGCUGCCAUCGUCAUUAAUAUCCUGUUAAGACUUGUGUGGAUGCAGCUGGUUCUUGAUUUGCAAGAAGCACCAUUCCUCCACAGGAAAGCCUUAGUUGCAGUCGUUGCCUGUCUCGAAAUCCUUCGGCGAGGCAUCUGGAACUUCUUCAGGCUGGAAAACGAGCACUUGAAUAACGUAGGGAAGUACAGGGCGUUUAAGUCGGUACCACUGCCUUUUUACCACGACGGAGAGAAAAAUAGAAUGCAGAUAAGGCAUUAAUCAACAAAAACGUUUGCACAUCAGACCCUUCAUUUUCUUUCACUCAUUUCUCGUCCGGAACGAAGAACACCACCAGAUUAACGAGUGGAAUUAGCACCAUUGAAUUGAAUUGGGUGGACCAGUUUCAACUGGAUUGCUCUUCAUUUUUUGGGGACCUCAAUAAUGGCAGGUUGGAGAACUAGCAUUUGAACAAUGUUGGGAAGUACAGGGCGUUCAAGUCAGUACCACACCUUUUUUCACCAUGAUGGGGACAAGAGUACGCGAUUGUAUACAAAGCAGUACAGCACAAGAAAAAUGCUCCUCUUUCAUCUUUUUACAUUUCUUAACCACAACUGCCUGUAUCCGCUGAUCUAUAACAAGGAAGUAUUACAUUGCAGCUUUCUCUUUUAGUAGGUAUGCAUAGAGACAUAUAGUGCUAGUAGUUUGUACAGACAUACAUAUAAAUGUAAAUUUGCGGGAGGAUAACCCCCGUUUUGUCUUGAAGAAAUGAACAGAGGCAGAUAACAGCAACAUAUCAAAAUGCAAUACCAAGUCAAAGAUGGCAAAGGAAUCUCCAGAUGGCUAUACUUCUAAGGUAACGGCUUUUACGUCAGAAAAAUAUCCAAUAAGCAAUCUACAAUGAACCACUAGGGUUGGUCUAGCAUUCAGGAGAGGGCUUUUAUAGUCUUCCCUGCAGCUGGAUUCAAGGUUCAAAUCCUAUGCCUCACAGUUGUGGGUGGGAAGGUACAAAAAAAAAAA